UCCGCAAAAACAUUCAUCUCCACCACAAAUGCAGAGGUUUCCUUGAGUUCACCCUCAACAUCCCCUCCAUUGACUACUCAUUUCACACAAACAUCUCCUGAACACAAAUCUGAAACAACAAUGAUUGGGACCAGCAUCACACAGCUCCCAUUGACUAGCGGGGAAACAUUUACAACAUUGAUGACCUCAUCAGCAGAUCAACAAUCUACAUCUGUUACGGCUGUUACACCAACAGAAAAAAUGGAACCAACAACUUCAACCUCAAUAUUAACAUCGAAUGGAGAAUCAAGUACUUCAAACUCUGAUAAAUCCACAACAACAUUCAUCUCCACCACAAAUACAGAGGUUUCCUUGAGUUCACCCUCAACAUCCCCUCCAUUGACUACUCAUUUCACACAAACAUCUCCUGGACACAAAUCUGAAACAACAGUGACUGGGACCAGCACUAAAAAACUCCCAUUGACUAGCCGGGAAACAUCUACCACGUCAAUGUCCUCAUCAACAGAGCAACAAUCUACAUCUGUUACGGCUGUGACACCAACACUACAUACUGUAUCAAUACCAACUUCAAAAGCUUUGACGUCAAUGGAAAUUAUCACCACGAACAAAUUUACAACAAAAGGUCCUUCAACAUCAACCAUCAUUCCCCUUUCAAAUACAACUUUGACAUCAACAACAUUACCUACAACAACUCCUCAGUGUCAUGAUUGUCAAUGUUUUCGGGGUACCUGUAAAUUCAACGUCACACUUGAAAGAUGUCAAUGCCUCUGUCAAGAAUUUGUUUUUGGAAAUUCCUGUUCUUUAGGAGAGAAUGACACAGCUGCUAAUAUUGAUACUGGGGCAUUGCCAACACGAAAAGCAAAUUUUUCUUUAGAAAUCCAGCUCAAUUUUAGCUUAGCUUUUAAUGAUCUUAGCUCCCCUCAAUCGUUGGAAUUCAUCAAAACAUUAGAACUACAGAUCGAAACUUUAUGCAAAGAAGCAGAUCCACAAACCUUUAAAAAAGUACAAGUCGUCAAGUUAUCACCAGGAAGUGUUGUUGCUGAGAGUGUGGUGGAGUACAUCUAUCCAAACAAUGAAUCUCAAAUCCUGUUUGUCAACACUCUGCUUGAUGGGAGGUUGACUAACAUCUUGAAUGACAGCAAAAACCUCAUGAAGAUUGCUAAGGCCUUUAAUAUUUCAGAAGUGCAGUUGAAUGAAAUCACUUUCCAGCCACCUGAGAUAAAAAACAUCAUAGAUAUAAAGCCUUUUGUAAACUGUUCUCACAACACUGAUUACACUCCUGAGAUUGUUAACGGUAAAUGGCAGUGUGCAGGACCUUGCAAAAACAACACAGAUUACUGUCACCAACAUGGUGAAUGUUACAAUGACAUUAAGAAGGGGGCGAUCUGUAGAUGCUUUGAGUCUAGCCUUGAGCAGUUUUAUGGCCCACAAUGUGAAGUCUCCCGUUGGGGUCCAGGUUUCUAUGGUGCACUGUUUGGAUCAUUGGCAGUAGUGCUCCUGCUCUUAAUUAUCAUCAUCAUUAUUGCUGUCAUCCUCAAAAAGAGACACAUGGGUGUUUGGAAAAGGAGCAACUCCUAUAACAGAAGACUGUCAGAUUUUGAAGAAGACUUCUUUGACUUCUCUGAUACAGGAAAUCACAACCUGGGACUUGCAGGUACUUACACAACAGAGCAACUACAAAGGAAUCACAGCUGAGUACAGGUCACACCAAAACUUCCAGAGGUUUUCAAACAUCAACCCAAGACUAUGGCGACAGAGCGCAACAUUUUGUUUUUAUACAAAUGGUUUUCCAGGGUGAUUGUGAAGAAUAUUACAAAUUGUAUGAGCUACCAACUUUAUAUUGCACAUAAUAUAUUAUAAUUGCAAUUUGUUGUUAAGAUAUUUAUGACUUUGUUUAUAUUAAUUGUAUUUCAAUAUUGUGGCCUAUCUUAAAAUAAUCAUGUCAAUUCAAUGACACUGCUGCUCUGCUGUAAAGUUCAAGGUAAUAUAUUUAGAGAUGUAAUUCUGUCCGUUGUUGAACACUUGGCCAAAGGUAAUUUUGCCUUCAUCUUUUGGUUAAAUGCCUUAUUGGGUACUUUUUUAUGUGAGUGUCUAGGGUGUCUGAAUUUGUAUUAAAUCAUCUAGGAAUCAAAA
Molecule: messenger RNA, 2133 nt
Organism: Eleginops maclovinus (Patagonian blennie)
Lineage: Eukaryota; Metazoa; Chordata; Actinopteri; Perciformes; Eleginopidae
Product: mucin-3A
Exons: 9
Coding region: 121-1695 (524 amino acids)
Source: RefSeq, a predicted model, not a curated record